AUGCCGACGACUUCAGCUCCGACCGAUGCGCCGUCUACUGUAGCCCCGUCGACACCGACUCCGACUGCUGUAGACCCAUUGACCCUUGCGCCAAACAGUGAAGACCCGACGACGUCUACGCCAACGACGUCACCCGCAACAACAGAUGCGCCGGACACUGUAGCUCCGUUGACUCCUGCUCCUACGACUUCGCAUCCGACACCGAUGCCGACGACUUCAGCUCCGACCGAUGCGCCGCCUACUGUAGCCCCGUCGACACCGGCUCCGACUGCUGUAGACCCAUUGACCCUUGCGCCAAACAGUGAAGACCCGACGACGUCUACGCCAACGACGUCACCCGCAACAACAGAUGCGCCGGACACUGUAGCUCCGUUGACUCCUGCUCCUACGACUUCGCAUCCGACACCGAUGCCGACGACUUCAGCUCCGACCGAUGCGCCGUCUACUGUAGCCCCGUCGACACCGGCUCCGACUGCUGUAGACCCAUUGACCCUUGCGCCAAACAGUGAAGACCCGACGACGUCUACGCCAACGACGUCACCCGCAACAACAGAUGCGUCGGACACUGUAGCUCCGUUGACUCCUGCUCCUACGACUUCGCAUCCGACACCGAUGCCGACGACUUCAGCUCCGACCGAUGCGCCGUCUACUGUAGCCCCGUCGACACCGACUCCGACUGCUGUAGACCCAUUGACCCUUGCGCCAAACAGUGAAGACCCGACGACGUCUACGCCAACGACGUCACCCGCAACAACAGAUGCGUCGGACACUGUAGCUCCGUUGACUCCUGCUCCUACGACUUCGCAUCCGACACCGAUGCCGACGACUUCAGCUCCGACCGAUGCGCCGUCUACUGUAGCCCCGUCGACACCGGCUCCGACUGCUGUAGACCCAUUGACCCUUGCGCCAAACAGUGAAGACCCGACGACGUCUACGCCAACGACGUCACCCGCAACAACAGAUGCGCCGGACACUGUAGCUCCGUUGACUCCUGCUCCUACGACUUCGCAUCCGACACCGAUGCCGACGACUUCAGAUCCGACCGAUGCGCCGUCUACUGUAGCCCCGUCGACACCGACUCCGACUGCUGUAGACCCAUUGACCCUUGCGCCAAACAGUGAAGACCCGACGACGUCUACGCCAACGACGUCACCCGCAACAACAGAUGCGUCGGACACUGUAGCUCCGUUGACUCCUGCUCCUACGACUUCGCAUCCGACACCGGUGCCGACGACUUCAGCUCCGACCGAUGCGCCGUCUACUGUAGCCCCGUCGACACCGGCUCCGACUGCUGUAGACCCAUUGACCCUUGCGCCAAACAGUGAAGACCCGACGACGUCUACGCCAACGACGUCACCCGCAACAACAGAUGCGUCGGACACUGUAGCUCCGUUGACUCCUGCUCCUACGACUUCGCAUCCGACACCGAUGCCGACGACUUCAGCUCCGACCGAUGCGCCGUCUACUGUAGCCCCGUCGACACCGGCUCCGACUGCUGUAGACCCAUUGACCCUUGCGCCAAACAGUGAAGACCCGACGACGUCUACGCCAACGACGUCACCCGCAACAACAGAUGCGCCGGACACUGUAGCUCCGUUGACUCCUGCUCCUACGACUUCGCAUCCGACACCGGUGCCGACGACUUCAGCUCCGACCGAUGCGCCGUCUACUGUAGCCCCGUCGACACCGGCUCCGACUGCUGUAGACCCAUUGACCCUUGCGCCAAACAGUGAAGACCCGACGACGUCUACGCCAACGACGUCACCCGCAACAACAGAUGCGUCGGACACUGUAGCUCCGUUGACUCCUGCUCCUACGACUUCGCAUCCGACACCGAUGCCGACGACUUCAGCUCCGACCGAUGCGCCGUCUACUGUAGCCCCGUCGACACCGGCUCCGACUGCUGUAGACCCAUUGACCCUUGCGCCAAACAGUGAAGACCCGACGACGUCUACGCCAACGACGUCACCCGCAACAACAGAUGCGUCGGACACUGUAGCUCCGUUGACUCCUGCUCCUACGACUUCGCAUCCGACACCGAUGCCGACGACUUCAGAUCCGACCGAUGCGCCGUCUACUGUAGCCCCGUCGACACCGACUCCGACUGCUGUAGACCCAUUGACCCUUGCGCCAAACAGUGAAGACCCGACGACGUCUACGCCAACGACGUCACCCGCAACAACAGAUGCGUCGGACACUGUAGCUCCGUUGACUCCUGCUCCUACGACUUCGCAUCCGACACCGAUGCCGACGACUUCAGCUCCGACCGAUGCGCCGUCUACUGUAGCCCCGUCGACACCGACUCCGACUGCUGUAGACCCAUUGACCCUUGCGCCAAACAGUGAAGACCCGACGACGUCUACGCCAACGACGUCACCCGCAACAACAGAUGCGUCGGACACUGUAGCUCCGUUGACUCCUGCUCCUACGACUUCGCAUCCGACACCGAUGCCGACGACUUCAGCUCCGACCGAUGCGCCGUCUACUGUAGCCCCGUCGACACCGGCUCCGACUGCUGUAGACCCAUUGACCCUUGCGCCAAACAGUGAAGACCCGACGACGUCUACGCCAACGACGUCACCCGCAACAACAGAUGCGUCGGACACUGUAGCUCCGUUGACUCCUGCUCCUACGACUUCGCAUCCGACACCGAUGCCGACGACUUCAGAUCCGACCGAUGCGCCGUCUACUGUAGCCCCGUCGACACCGGCUCCGACUGCUGUAGACCCAUUGACCCUUGCGCCAAACAGUGAAGACCCGACGACGUCUACGCCAACGACGUCACCCGCAACAACAGAUGCGUCGGACACUGUAGCUCCGUUGACUCCUGCUCCUACGACUUCGCAUCCGACACCGAUGCCGACGACUUCAGCUCCGACCGAUGCGCCGUCUACUGUAGCCCCGUCGACACCGACUCCGACUGCUGUAGACCCAUUGACCCUUGCGCCAAACAGUGAAGACCCGACGACGUCUACGCCAACGACGUCACCCGCAACAACAGAUGCGUCGGACACUGUAGCUCCGUUGACUCCUGCUCCUACGACUUCGCAUCCGACACCGGUGCCGACGACUUCAGCUCCGACCGAUGCGCCGUCUACUGUAGCCCCGUCGACACCGGCUCCGACUGCUGUAGACCCAUUGACCCUUGCGCCAAACAGUGAAGACCCGACGACGUCUACGCCAACGACGUCACCCGCAACAACAGAUGCGCCGGACACUGUAGCUCCGUUGACUCCUGCUCCUACGACUUCGCAUCCGACACCGAUGCCGACGACUUCAGCUCCGACCGAUGCGCCGUCUACUGUAGCCCCGUCGACACCGGCUCCGACUGCUGUAGACCCAUUGACCCUUGCGCCAAACAGUGAAGACCCGACGACGUCUACGCCAACGACGUCACCCGCAACAACAGAUGCGUCGGACACUGUAGCUCCGUUGACUCCUGCUCCUACGACUUCGCAUCCGACACCGAUGCCGACGACUUCAGCUCCGACCGAUGCGCCGCCUACUGUAGCCCCGUCGACACCGGCUCCGACUGCUGUAGACCCAUUGACCCUUGCGCCAAACAGUGAAGACCCGACGACGUCUACGCCAACGACGUCACCCGCAACAACAGAUGCGUCGGACACUGUAGCUCCGUUGACUCCUGCUCCUACGACUUCGCAUCCGACACCGAUGCCGACGACUUCAGCUCCGACCGAUGCGCCGUCUACUGUAGCCCCGUCGACACCGGCUCCGACUGCUGUAGACCCAUUGACCCUUGCGCCAAACAGUGAAGACCCGACGACGUCUACGCCAACGACGUCACCCGCAACAACAGAUGCGUCGGACACUGUAGCUCCGUUGACUCCUGCUCCUACGACUUCGCAUCCGACACCGAUGCCGACGACUUCAGAUCCGACCGAUGCGCCGUCUACUGUAGCCCCGUCGACACCGACUCCGACUGCUGUAGACCCAUUGACCCUUGCGCCAAACAGUGAAGACCCGACGACGUCUACGCCAACGACGUCACCCGCAACAACAGAUGCGUCGGACACUGUAGCUCCGUUGACUCCUGCUCCUACGACUUCGCAUCCGACACCGAUGCCGACGACUUCAGCUCCGACCGAUGCGCCGCCUACUGUAGCCCCGUCGACACCGGCUCCGACUGCUGUAGACCCAUUGACCCUUGCGCCAAACAGUGAAGACCCGACGACGUCUACGCCAACGACGUCACCCGCAACAACAGAUGCGUCGGACACUGUAGCUCCGUUGACUCCUGCUCCUACGACUUCGCAUCCGACACCGAUGCCGACGACUUCAGAUCCGACCGAUGCGCCGUCUACUGUAGCCCCGUCGACACCGACUCCGACUGCUGUAGACCCAUUGACCCUUGCGCCAAACAGUGAAGACCCGACGACGUCUACGCCAACGACGUCACCCGCAACAACAGAUGCGUCGGACACUGUAGCUCCGUUGACUCCUGCUCCUACGACUUCGCAUCCGACACCGAUGCCGACGACUUCAGCUCCGACCGAUGCGCCGUCUACUGUAGCCCCGUCGACACCGGCUCCGACUGCUGUAGACCCAUUGACCCUUGCGCCAAACAGUGAAGACCCGACGACGUCUACGCCAACGACGUCACCCGCAACAACAGAUGCGUCGGACACUGUAGCUCCGUUGACUCCUGCUCCUACGACUUCGCAUCCGACACCGAUGCCGACGACUUCAGCUCCGACCGAUGCGCCGUCUACUGUAGCCCCGUCGACACCGGCUCCGACUGCUGUAGACCCAUUGACCCUUGCGCCAAACAGUGAAGACCCGACGACGUCUACGCCAACGACGUCACCCGCAACAACAGAUGCGUCGGACACUGUAGCUCCGUUGACUCCUGCUCCUACGACUUCGCAUCCGACACCGAUGCCGACGACUUCAGCUCCGACCGAUGCGCCGUCUACUGUAGCCCCGUCGACACCGACUCCGACUGCUGUAGACCCAUUGACCCUUGCGCCAAACAGUGAAGACCCGACGACGUCUACGCCAACGACGUCACCCGCAACAACAGAUGCGUCGGACACUGUAGCUCCGUUGACUCCUGCUCCUACGACUUCGCAUCCGACACCGAUGCCGACGACUUCAGCUCCGACCGAUGCGCCGUCUACUGUAGCCCCGUCGACACCGGCUCCGACUGCUGUAGACCCAUUGACCCUUGCGCCAAACAGUGAAGACCCGACGACGUCUACGCCAACGACGUCACCCGCAACAACAGAUGCGUCGGACACUGUAGCUCCGUUGACUCCUGCUCCUACGACUUCGCAUCCGACACCGAUGCCGACGACUUCAGCUCCGACCGAUGCGCCGUCUACUGUAGCCCCGUCGACACCGACUCCGACUGCUGUAGACCCAUUGACCCUUGCGCCAAACAGUGAAGACCCGACGACGUCUACGCCAACGACGUCACCCGCAACAACAGAUGCGUCGGACACUGUAGCUCCGUUGACUCCUGCUCCUACGACUUCGCAUCCGACACCGAUGCCGACGACUUCAGCUCCGACCGAUGCGCCGUCUACUGUAGCCCCGUCGACACCGGCUCCGACUGCUGUAGACCCAUUGACCCUUGCGCCAAACAGUGAAGACCCGACGACGUCUACGCCAACGACGUCACCCGCAACAACAGAUGCGUCGGACACUGUAGCUCCGUUGACUCCUGCUCCUACGACUUCGCAUCCGACACCGAUGCCGACGACUUCAGCUCCGACCGAUGCGCCGUCUACUGUAGCCCCGUCGACACCGGCUCCGACUGCUGUAGACCCAUUGACCCUUGCGCCAAACAGUGAAGACCCGACGACGUCUACGCCAACGACGUCACCCGCAACAACAGAUGCGUCGGACACUGUAGCUCCGUUGACUCCUGCUCCUACGACUUCGCAUCCGACACCGAUGCCGACGACUUCAGCUCCGACCGAUGCGCCGUCUACUGUAGCCCCGUCGACACCGGCUCCGACUGCUGUAGACCCAUUGACCCUUGCGCCAAACAGUGAAGACCCGACGACGUCUACGCCAACGACGUCACCCGCAACAACAGAUGCGUCGGACACUGUAGCUCCGUUGACUCCUGCUCCUACGACUUCGCAUCCGACACCGAUGCCGACGACUUCAGCUCCGACCGAUGCGCCGUCUACUGUAGCCCCGUCGACACCGGCUCCGACUGCUGUAGACCCAUUGACCCUUGCGCCAAACAGUGAAGACCCGACGACGUCUACGCCAACGACGUCACCCGCAACAACAGAUGCGUCGGACACUGUAGCUCCGUUGACUCCUGCUCCUACGACUUCGCAUCCGACACCGAUGCCGACGACUUCAGCUCCGACCGAUGCGCCGUCUACUGUAGCCCCGUCGACACCGACUCCGACUGCUGUAGACCCAUUGACCCUUGCGCCAAACAGUGAAGACCCGACGACGUCUACGCCAACGACGUCACCCGCAACAACAGAUGCGUCGGACACUGUAGCUCCGUUGACUCCUGCUCCUACGACUUCGCAUCCGACACCGAUGCCGACGACUUCAGCUCCGACCGAUGCGCCGUCUACUGUAGCCCCGUCGACACCGGCUCCGACUGCUGUAGACCCAUUGACCCUUGCGCCAAACAGUGAAGACCCGACGACGUCUACGCCAACGACGUCACCCGCAACAACAGAUGCGUCGGACACUGUAGCUCCGUUGACUCCUGCUCCUACGACUUCGCAUCCGACACCGAUGCCGACGACUUCAGCUCCGACCGAUGCGCCGUCUACUGUAGCCCCGUCGACACCGACUCCGACUGCUGUAGACCCAUUGACCCUUGCGCCAAACAGUGAAGACCCGACGACGUCUACGCCAACGACGUCACCCGCAACAACAGAUGCGUCGGACACUGUAGCUCCGUUGACUCCUGCUCCUACGACUUCGCAUCCGACACCGAUGCCGACGACUUCAGCUCCGACCGAUGCGCCGUCUACUGUAGCCCCGUCGACACCGGCUCCGACUGCUGUAGACCCAUUGACCCUUGCGCCAAACAGUGAAGACCCGACGACGUCUACGCCAACGACGUCACCCGCAACAACAGAUGCGUCGGACACUGUAGCUCCGUUGACUCCUGCUCCUACGACUUCGCAUCCGACACCGGUGCCGACGACUUCAGCUCCGACCGAUGCGCCGUCUACUGUAGCCCCGUCGACACCGACUCCGACUGCUGUAGACCCAUUGACCCUUGCGCCAAACAGUGAAGACCCGACGACGUCUACGCCAACGACGUCACCCGCAACAACAGAUGCGUCGGACACUGUAGCUCCGUUGACUCCUGCUCCUACGACUUCGCAUCCGACACCGAUGCCGACGACUUCAGCUCCGACCGAUGCGCCGUCUACUGUAGCCCCGUCGACACCGACUCCGACUGCUGUAGACCCAUUGACCCUUGCGCCAAACAGUGAAGACCCGACGACGUCUACGCCAACGACGUCACCCGCAACAACAGAUGCGUCGGACACUGUAGCUCCGUUGACUCCUGCUCCUACGACUUCGCAUCCGACACCGAUGCCGACGACUUCAGCUCCGACCGAUGCGCCGUCUACUGUAGCCCCGUCGACACCGGCUCCGACUGCUGUAGACCCAUUGACCCUUGCGCCAAACAGUGAAGACCCGACGACGUCUACGCCAACGACGUCACCCGCAACAACAGAUGCGUCGGACACUGUAGCUCCGUUGACUCCUGCUCCUACGACUUCGCAUCCGACACCGAUGCCGACGACUUCAGCUCCGACCGAUGCGCCGUCUACUGUAGCCCCGUCGACACCGGCUCCGACUGCUGUAGACCCAUUGACCCUUGCGCCAAACAGUGAAGACCCGACGACGUCUACGCCAACGACGUCACCCGCAACAACAGAUGCGUCGGACACUGUAGCUCCGUUGACUCCUGCUCCUACGACUUCGCAUCCGACACCGAUGCCGACGACUUCAGCUCCGACCGAUGCGCCGUCUACUGUAGCCCCGUCGACACCGGCUCCGACUGCUGUAGACCCAUUGACCCUUGCGCCAAACAGUGAAGACCCGACGACGUCUACGCCAACGACGUCACCCGCAACAACAGAUGCGUCGGACACUGUAGCUCCGUUGACUCCUGCUCCUACGACUUCGCAUCCGACACCGAUGCCGACGACUUCAGCUCCGACCGAUGCGCCGCCUACUGUAGCCCCGUCGACACCGACUCCGACUGCUGUAGACCCAUUGACCCUUGCGCCAAACAGUGAAGACCCGACGACGUCUACGCCAACGACGUCACCCGCAACAACAGAUGCGUCGGACACUGUAGCUCCGUUGACUCCUGCUCCUACGACUUCGCAUCCGACACCGAUGCCGACGACUUCAGCUCCGACCGAUGCGCCGUCUACUGUAGCCCCGUCGACACCGGCUCCGACUGCUGUAGACCCAUUGACCCUUGCGCCAAACAGUGAAGACCCGACGACGUCUACGCCAACGACGUCACCCGCAACAACAGAUGCGUCGGACACUGUAGCUCCGUUGACUCCUGCUCCUACGACUUCGCAUCCGACACCGGUGCCGACGACUUCAGCUCCGACCGAUGCGCCGUCUACUGUAGCCCCGUCGACACCGACUCCGACUGCUGUAGACCCAUUGACCCUUGCGCCAAACAGUGAAGACCCGACGACGUCUACGCCAACGACGUCACCCGCAACAACAGAUGCGUCGGACACUGUAGCUCCGUUGACUCCUGCUCCUACGACUUCGCAUCCGACACCGGUGCCGACGACUUCAGCUCCGACCGAUGCGCCGUCUACUGUAGCCCCGUCGACACCGACUCCGACUGCUGUAGACCCAUUGACCCUUGCGCCAAACAGUGAAGACCCGACGACGUCUACGCCAACGACGUCACCCGCAACAACAGAUGCGUCGGACACUGUAGCUCCGUUGACUCCUGCUCCUACGACUUCGCAUCCGACACCGAUGCCGACGACUUCAGCUCCGACCGAUGCGCCGUCUACUGUAGCCCCGUCGACACCGACUCCGACUGCUGUAGACCCAUUGACCCUUGCGCCAAACAGUGAAGACCCGACGACGUCUACGCCAACGACGUCACCCGCAACAACAGAUGCGUCGGACACUGUAGCUCCGUUGACUCCUGCUCCUACGACUUCGCAUCCGACACCGAUGCCGACGACUUCAGCUCCGACCGAUGCGCCGUCUACUGUAGCCCCGUCGACACCGACUCCGACUGCUGUAGACCCAUUGACCCUUGCGCCAAACAGUGAAGACCCGACGACGUCUACGCCAACGACGUCACCCGCAACAACAGAUGCGUCGGACACUGUAGCUCCGUUGACUCCUGCUCCUACGACUUUGCAUCCGACACCGAUGCCGACGACUUCAGCUCCGACCGAUGCGCCGUCUACUGUAGCCCCGUCGACACCGACUCCGACUGCUGUAGACCCAUUGACCCUUGCGCCAAACAGUGAAGACCCGACGACGUCUACGCCAACGACGUCACCCGCAACAACAGAUGCGUCGGACACUGUAGCUCCGUUGACUCCUGCUCCUACGACUUUGCAUCCGACACCGAUGCCGACGACUUCAGCUCCGACCGAUGCGCCGUCUACUGUAGCCCCGUCGACACCGGCUCCGACUGCUGUAGACCCAUUGACCCUUGCGCCAAACAGUGAAGACCCGACGACGUCUACGCCAACGACGUCACCCGCAACAACAGAUGCGUCGGACACUGUAGCUCCGUUGACUCCUGCUCCUACGACUUUGCAUCCGACACCGAUGCCGACGACUUCAGCUCCGACCGAUGCGCCGUCUACUGUAGCCCCGUCGACACCGGCUCCGACUGCUGUAGACCCAUUGACCCUUGCGCCAAACAGUGAAGACCCGACGACGUCUACGCCAACGACGUCACCCGCAACAACAGAUGCGUCGGACACUGUAGCUCCGUUGACUCCUGCUCCUACGACUUUGCAUCCGACACCGAUGCCGACGACUUCAGCUCCGACCGAUGCGCCGUCUACUGUAGCCCCGUCGACACCGACUCCGACUGCUGUAGACCCAUUGACCCUUGCGCCAAACAGUGAAGACCCGACGACGUCUACGCCAACGACGUCACCCGCAACAACAGAUGCGUCGGACACUGUAGCUCCGUUGACUCCUGCUCCUACGACUUUGCAUCCGACACCGAUGCCGACGACUUCAGCUCCGACCGUUGCGCCGUCUACUGUAGCCCCGUCGACACCGACUCCGACUGCUGUAGACCCAUUGACCCUUGCGCCAAACAGUGAAGACCCGACGACGUCUACGCCAACGACGUCACCCGCAACAACAGAUGCGUCGGACACUGUAGCUCCGUUGACUCCUGCUCCUACGACUUUGCAUCCGACACCGGUGCCGACGACUUCAGCUCCGACCGAUGCGCCGUCUACUGUAGCCCCGUCGACACCGGCUCCGACUGCUGUAGACCCAUUGACCCUUGCGCCAAACAGUGAAGACCCGACGACGUCUACGCCAACGACGUCACCCGCAACAACAGAUGCGUCGGACACUGUAGCUCCGUUGACUCCUGCUCCUACGACUUUGCAUCCGACACCGAUGCCGACGACUUCAGCUCCGACCGAUGCGCCGUCUACUGUAGCCCCGUCGACACCGACUCCGACUGCUGUAGACCCAUUGACCCUUGCGCCAAACAGUGAAGACCCGACGACGUCUACGCCAACGACGUCACCCGCAACAACAGAUGUGUCGGACACUGUAGCUCCGUUGACUCCUGCUCCUACGACUUUGCAUCCGACACCGAUGCCGACGACUUCAGCUCCGACCGAUGCGCCGUCUACUGUAGCCCCGUCGACACCGGCUCCGACUGCUGUAGACCCAUUGACCCUUGCGCCAAACAGUGAAGACCCGACGACGUCUACGCCAACGACGUCACCCGCAACAACAGAUGCGUCGGACACUGUAGCUCCGUUGACUCCUGCUCCUACGACUUUGCAUCCGACACCGAUGCCGACGACUUCAGCUCCGACCGAUGCGCCGUCUACUGUAGCCCCGUCGACACCGGCUCCGACUGCUGUAGACCCAUUGACCCUUGCGCCAAACAGUGAAGACCCGACGACGUCUACGCCAACGACGUCACCCGCAACAACAGAUGUGUCGGACACUGUAGCUCCGUUGACUCCUGCUCCUACGACUUUGCAUCCGACACCGAUGCCGACGACUUCAGCUCCGACCGUUGCGCCGUCUACUGUAGCCCCGUCGACACCGACUCCGACUGCUGUAGACCCAUUGACCCUUGCGCCAAACAGUGAAGACCCGACGACGUCUACGCCAACGACGUCACCCGCAACAACAGAUGCGUCGGACACUGUAGCUCCGUUGACUCCUGCUCCUACGACUUCGCAUCCGACACCGAUGCCGACGACUUCAGCUCCGACCGAUGCGCCGCCUACUGUAGCCCCGUCGACACCGACUCCGACUGCUGUAGACCCAUUGACCCUUGCGCCAAACAGUGAAGACCCGACGACGUCUACGCCAACGACGUCACCCGCAACAACAGAUGCGUCGGACACUGUAGCUCCGUUGACUCCUGCUCCUACGACUUUGCAUCCGACACCGAUGCCGACGACUUCAGCUCCGACCGAUGCGCCGUCUACUGUAGCCCCGUCGACACCGGCUCCGACUGCUGUAGACCCAUUGACCCUUGCGCCAAACAGUGAAGACCCGACGACGUCUACGCCAACGACGUCACCCGCAACAACAGAUGCGUCGGACACUGUAGCUCCGUUGACUCCUGCUCCUACGACUUUGCAUCCGACACCGGUGCCGACGACUUCAGCUCCGACCGAUGCGCCGCCUACUGUAGCCCCGUCGACACCGACUCCGACUGCUGUAGACCCAUUGACCCUUGCGCCAAACAGUGAAGACCCGACGACGUCUACGCCAACGACGUCACCCGCAACAACAGAUGCGUCGGACACUGUAGCUCCGUUGACUCCUGCUCCUACGACUUUGCAUCCGACACCGAUGCCGACGACUUCAGCUCCGACCGAUGCGCCGUCUACUGUAGCCCCGUCGACACCGGCUCCGACUGCUGUAGACCCAUUGACCCUUGCGCCAAACAGUGAAGACCCGACGACGUCUACGCCAACGACGUCACCCGCAACAACAGAUGCGUCGGACACUGUAGCUCCGUUGACUCCUGCUCCUACGACUUUGCAUCCGACACCGAUGCCGACGACUUCAGCUCCGACCGUUGCGCCGUCUACUGUAGCCCCGUCGACACCGGCUCCGACUGCUGUAGACCCAUUGACCCUUGCGCCAAACAGUGAAGACCCGACGACGUCUACGCCAACGACGUCACCCGCAACAACAGAUGCGUCGGACACUGUAGCUCCGUUGACUCCUGCUCCUACGACUUUGCAUCCGACACCGAUGCCGACGACUUCAGCUCCGACCGUUGCGCCGUCUACUGUAGCCCCGUCGACACCGGCUCCGACUGCUGUAGACCCAUUGACCCUUGCGCCAAACAGUGAAGACCCGACGACGUCUACGCCAACGACGUCACCCGCAACAACAGAUGCGUCGGACACUGUAGCUCCGUUGACUCCUGCUCCUACGACUUUGCAUCCGACACCGAUGCCGACGACUUCAGCUCCGACCGUUGCGCCGUCUACUGUAGCCCCGUCGACACCGACUCCGACUGCUGUAGACCCAUUGACCCUUGCGCCAAACAGUGAAGACCCGACGACGUCUACGCCAACGACGUCACCCGCAACAACAGAUGCGUCGGACACUGUAGCUCCGUUGACUCCUGCUCCUACGACUUCGCAUCCGACACCGAUGCCGACGACUUCAGCUCCGACCGAUGCGCCGACUACUGUAGCCCCGUCGACACCGGCUCCGACUGCUGUAGACCCAUUGACCCUUGCGCCAAACAGUGAAGACCCGACGACGUCUACGCCAACGACGUCACCCGCAACAACAGAUGCGUCGGACACUGUAGCUCCGUUGACUCCUGCUCCUACGACUUUGCAUCCGACACCGAUGCCGACGACUUCAGCUCCGACCGAUGCGCCGUCUACUGUAGCCCCGUCGACACCGGCUCCGACUGCUGUAGACCCAUUGACCCUUGCGCCAAACAGUGAAGACCCGACGACGUCUACGCCAACGACGUCACCCGCAACAACAGAUGCGUCGGACACUGUAGCUCCGUUGACUCCUGCUCCUACGACUUCGCAUCCGACACCGAUGCCGACGACUUCAGCUCCGACCGAUGCGCCGUCUACUGUAGCCCCGUCGACACCGGCUCCGACUGCUGUAGACCCAUUGACCCUUGCGCCAAACAGUGAAGACCCGACGACGUCUACGCCAACGACGUCACCCGCAACAACAGAUGCGUCGGACACUGUAGCUCCGUUGACUCCUGCUCCUACGACUUUGCAUCCGACACCGAUGCCGACGACUUCAGCUCCGACCGAUGCGCCGUCUACUGUAGCCCCGUCGACACCGGCUCCGACUGCUGUAGACCCAUUGACCCUUGCGCCAAACAGUGAAGACCCGACGACGUCUACGCCAACGACGUCACCCGCAACAACAGAUGCGUCGGACACUGUAGCUCCGUUGACUCCUGCUCCUACGACUUUGCAUCCGACACCGAUGCCGACGACUUCAGCUCCGACCGAUGCGCCGUCUACUGUAGCCCCGUCGACACCGACUCCGACUGCUGUAGACCCAUUGACCCUUGCGCCAAACAGUGAAGACCCGACGACGUCUACGCCAACGACGUCACCCGCAACAACAGAUGCGUCGGACACUGUAGCUCCGUUGACUCCUGCUCCUACGACUUUGCAUCCGACACCGAUGCCGACGACUUCAGCUCCGACCGUUGCGCCGUCUACUGUAGCCCCGUCGACACCGACUCCGACUGCUGUAGACCCAUUGACCCUUGCGCCAAACAGUGAAGACCCGACGACGUCUACGCCAACGACGUCACCCGCAACAACAGAUGCGUCGGACACUGUAGCUCCGUUGACUCCUGCUCCUACGACUUUGCAUCCGACACCGGUGCCGACGACUUCAGCUCCGACCGAUGCGCCGUCUACUGUAGCCCCGUCGACACCGGCUCCGACUGCUGUAGACCCAUUGACCCUUGCGCCAAACAGUGAAGACCCGACGACGUCUACGCCAACGACGUCACCCGCAACAACAGAUGCGUCGGACACUGUAGCUCCGUUGACUCCUGCUCCUACGACUUUGCAUCCGACACCGAUGCCGACGACUUCAGAUCCGACCGAUGCGCCGCCUACUGUAGCCCCGUCGACACCGGCUCCGACUGCUGUAGACCCAUUGACCCUUGCGCCAAACAGUGAAGACCCGACGACGUCUACGCCAACGACGUCACCCGCAACAACAGAUGCGUCGGACACUGUAGCUCCGUUGACUCCUGCUCCUACGACUUUGCAUCCGACACCGAUGCCGACGACUUCAGCUCCGACCGAUGCGCCGCCUACUGUAGCCCCGUCGACACCGGCUCCGACUGCUGUAGACCCAUUGACCCUUGCGCCAAACAGUGAAGACCCGACGACGUCUACGCCAACGACGUCACCCGCAACAACAGAUGCGUCGGACACUGUAGCUCCGUUGACUCCUGCUCCUACGACUUUGCAUCCGACACCGAUGCCGACGACUUCAGCUCCGACCGAUGCGCCGUCUACUGUAGCCCCGUCGACACCGGCUCCGACUGCUGUAGACCCAUUGACCCUUGCGCCAAACAGUGAAGACCCGACGACGUCUACGCCAACGACGUCACCCGCAACAACAGAUGCGUCGGACACUGUAGCUCCGUUGACUCCUGCUCCUACGACUUCGCAUCCGACACCGAUGCCGACGACUUCAGCUCCGACCGUUGCGCCGUCUACUGUAGCCCCGUCGACACCGACUCCGACUGCUCUCCGACCGAUGCGCCGAUCUACUGUAGCCCCGUCGACACCGACUCCGACUGCUGUAGACCCAUUGACCCUUGCGCCAAACAGUGAAGACCCGACGACGUCUACGCCAACGACGUCACCCGCAACAACAGAUGCGCCGGACACUGUAGCUCCGUUGACUCCUGCUCCUACGACUUCGCAUCCGACACCGGUGCCGACGACUUCAGCUCCGACCGAUGCGCCGUCUACUGUAGCCCCGUCGACACCGGCUCCGACUGCUGUAGACCCAUUGACCCUUGCGCCAAACAGUGAAGACCCGACGACGUCUACGCCAACGACGUCACCCGCAACAACAGAUGCGUCGGACACUGUAGCUCCGUUGACUCCUGCUCCUACGACUUCGCAUCCGACACCGAUGCCGACGACUUCAGCUCCGACCGAUGCGCCGUCUACUGUAGCCCCGUCGACACCGACUCCGACUGCUGUAGACCCAUUGACCCUUGCGCCAAACAGUGAAGACCCGACGACGUCUACGCCAACGACGUCACCCGCAACAACAGAUGCGUCGGACACUGUAGCUCCGUUGACUCCUGCUCCUACGACUUCGCAUCCGACACCGAUGCCGACGACUUCAGCUCCGACCGAUGCGCCGUCUACUGUAGCCCCGUCGACACCGACUCCGACUGCUGUAGACCCAUUGACCCUUGCGCCAAACAAUGAAGACCCGACGACGUCUACGCCAACGACGUCACCCGCAACAACAGAUGCGCCGGACACUGUAGCUCCGUUGACUCCUGCUCCUACGACUUCGCAUCCGACACCGAUGCCGACGACUUCAGCUCCGACCGAUGCGCCGUCUACUGUAGCCCCGUCGACACCGACUCCGACUGCUGUAGACCCAUUGACCCUUGCGCCAAACAGUGAAGACCCGACGACGUCUACGCCAACGACGUCACCCGCAACAACAGAUGCGUCGGACACUGUAGCUCCGUUGACUCCUGCUCCUACGACUUCGCAUCCGACACCGAUGCCGACGACUUCAGCUCCGACCGAUGCGCCGUCUACUGUAGCCCCGUCGACACCGACUCCGACUGCUGUAGACCCAUUGACCCUUGCGCCAAACAAUGAAGACCCGACGACGUCUACGCCAACGACGUCACCCGCAACAACAGAUGCGCCGGACACUGUAGCUCCGUUGACUCCUGCUCCUACGACUUCGCAUCCGACACCGAUGCCGACGACUUCAGAUCCGACCGAUGCGCCGUCUACUGUAGCCCCGUCGACACCGACUUCGACUGCUGUAGACCCAUUGACCCUUGCGCCAAACAGUGAAGACCCGACGACGUCUACGCCAACGACGUCACCCGCAACAACAGAUGCGCCGGACACUGUAGCUCCGUUGACUCCUGCUCCUACGACUUCGCAUCCGACACCGGUGCCGACGACUUCAGCUCCGACCGAUGCGCCGUCUACUGUAGCCCCGUCGACACCGGCUCCGACUGCUGUAGACCCAUUGACCCUUGCGCCAAACAGUGAAGACCCGACGACGUCUACGCCAACGACGUCACCCGCAACAACAGAUGCGUCGGACACUGUAGCUCCGUUGACUCCUGCUCCUACGACUUCGCAUCCGACACCGGUGCCGACGACUUCAGCUCCGACCGAUGCGCCGAUCUACUACCCGACGACGUCUACGCCAACGACGUCACCCGCAACAACAGAUGCGCCGGACACUGUAGCUCCGUUGACUCCUGCUCCUACGACUUCGCAUCCGACACCGGUGCCGACGACUUCAGCUCCGACCGAUGCGCCGUCUACUGUAGCCCCGUCGACACCGGCUCCGACUGCUGUAGACCCAUUGACCCUUGCGCCAAACAGUGAAGACCCGACGACGUCUACGCCAACGACGUCACCCGCAACAACAGAUGCGCCGGACACUGUAGCUCCGUUGACUCCUGCUCCUACGACUUCGCAUCCGACACCGAUGCCGACGACUUCAGCUCCGACCGAUGCGCCGAUCUACUACCCGACGACGUCUACGCCAACGACGUCACCCGCAACAACAGAUGCGCCGGACACUGUAGCUCCGUUGACUCCUGCUCCUACGACUUUGCAUCCGACACCGAUGCCGACGACUUCAGCUCCGACCGAUGCGCCGUCUACUGUAGCCCCGUCGACACCGACUCCGACUGCUGUAGACCCAUUGACCCUUGCGCCAAACAGUGAAGACCCGACGACGUCUACGCCAACGACGUCACCCGCAACAACAGAUGCGCCGGACACUGUAGCUCCGUUGACUCCUGCUCCUACGACUUCGCAUCCGACACCGAUGCCGACGACUUCAGCUCCGACCGAUGCGCCGUCUACUGUAGCCCCGUCGACACCGACUUCGACUGCUGUAGACCCAUUGACCCUUGCGCCAAACAAUGAAGACCCGACGACGUCUACGCCAACGACGUCACCCGCAACAACAGAUGCGCCGGACACUGUAGCUCCGUUGACUCCUGCUCCUACGACUUCGCAUCCGACACCGAUGCCGACGACUUCAGCUCCGACCGAUGCGCCGUCUACUGUAGCCCCGUCGACACCGACUUCGACUGCUGUAGACCCAUUGACCCUUGCGCCAAACAGUGAAGACCCGACGACGUCUACGCCAACGACGUCACCCGCAACAACAGAUGCGCCGGACACUGUAGCUCCGUUGACUCCUGCUCCUACGACUUCGCAUCCGACACCGGUGCCGACGACUUCAGCUCCGACCGAUGCGCCGUCUACUGUAGCCCCGUCGACACCGGCUCCGACUGCUGUAGACCCAUUGACCCUUGCGCCAAACAAUGAAGACCCGACGACGUCUACGCCAACGACGUCACCCGCAACAACAGAUGCGCCGGACACUGUAGCUCCGUUGACUCCUGCUCCUACGACUUCGCAUCCGACACCGAUGCCGACGACUUCAGAUCCGACCGAUGCGCCGUCUACUGUAGCCCCGUCGACACCAACUCCGACUGCUGUAGACCCAUUGACCCUUGCGCCAAACAGUGAAGACCCGACGACGUCUACGCCAACGACGUCACCCGCAACAACAGAUGCGCCGGACACUGUAGCUCCGUUGACUCCUGCUCCUACGACUUCGCAUCCGACACCGAUGCCGACGACUUCAGCUCCGACCGAUGCGCCGUCUACUGUAGCCCCGUCGACACCGGCUCCGACUGCUGUAGACCCAUUGACCCUUGCGCCAAACAGUGAAGACCCGACGACGUCUACGCCAACGACGUCACCCGCAACAACAGAUGCGCCGGACACUGUAGCUCCGUUGACUCCUGCUCCUACGACUUCGCAUCCGACACCGAUGCCGACGACUUCAGCUCCGACCGAUGCGCCGUCUACUGUAGCCCCGUCGACACCGACUCCGACUGCUGUAGACCCAUUGACCCUUGCGCCAAACAAUGAAGACCCGACGACGUCUACGCCAACGACGUCACCCGCAACAACAGAUGCGCCGGACACUGUAGCUCCGUUGACUCCUGCUCCUACGACUUCGCAUCCGACACCGAUGCCGACGACUUCAGCUCCGACCGAUGCGCCGUCUACUGUAGCCCCGUCGACACCAACUCCGACUGCUGUAGACCCAUUGACCCUUGCGCCAAACAGUGAAGACCCGACGACGUCUACGCCAACGACGUCACCCGCAACAACAGAUGCGUCGGACACUGUAGCUCCGUUGACUCCUGCUCCUACGACUUCGCAUCCGACACCGGUGCCGACGACUUCAGCUCCGACCGAUGCGCCGUCUACUGUAGCCCCGUCGACACCGGCUCCGACUGCUGUAGACCCAUUGACCCUUGCGCCAAACAAUGAAGACCCGACGACGUCUACGCCAACGACGUCACCCGCAACAACAGAUGCGCCGGACACUGUAGCUCCGUUGACUCCUGCUCCUACGACUUCGCAUCCGACACCGAUGCCGACGACUUCAGCUCCGACCGAUGCGCCGUCUACUGUAGCCCCGUCGACACCAACUUCGACUGCUGUAGACCCAUUGACCCUUGCGCCAAACAAUGAAGACCCGACGACGUCUACGCCAACGACGUCACCCGCAACAACAGAUGCGUCGGACACUGUAGCUCCGUUGACUCCUGCUCCUACGACUUCGCAUCCGACACCGAUGCCGACGACUUCAGCUCCGACCGAUGCGCCGUCUACUGUAGCCCCGUCGACACCGACUCCGACUGCUGUAGACCCAUUGACCCUUGCGCCAAACAAUGAAGACCCGACGACGUCUACGCCAACGACGUCACCCGCAACAACAGAUGCGCCGGACACUGUAGCUCCGUUGACUCCUGCUCCUACGACUUCGCAUCCGACACCGAUGCCGACGACUUCAGCUCCGACCGAUGCGCCGUCUACUGUAGCCCCGUCGACACCAACUUCGAUUGCUGUAGACCCAUUGACCCUUGCGCCAAACAGUGAAGACCCGACGACGUCUACGCCAACGACGUCACCCGCAACAACAGAUGCGCCGGACACUGUAGCUCCGUUGACUCCUGCUCCUACGACUUCGCAUCCGACACCGGUGCCGACGACUUCAGCUCCGACCGAUGCGCCGUCUACUGUAGCCCCGUCGACACCGGCUCCGACUGCUGUAGACCCAUUGACCCUUGCGCCAAACAGUGAAGACCCGACGACGUCUACGCCAACGACGUCACCCGCAACAACAGAUGCGUCGGACACUGUAGCUCCGUUGACUCCUGCUCCUACGACUUCGCAUCCGACACCGAUGCCGACGACUUCAGCUCCGACCGAUGCGCCGUCUACUGUAGCCCCGUCGACACCGACUCCGAUUGCUGUAGACCCAUUGACCCUUGCGCCAAACAGUGAAGACCCGACGACGUCUACGCCAACGACGUCACCCGCAACAACAGAUGCGCCGGACACUGUAGCUCCGUUGACUCCUGCUCCUACGACUUUGCAUCCGACACCGAUGCCGACGACUUCAGCUCCGACCGAUGCGCCGUCUACUGUAGCCCCGUCGACACCAACUCCGACUGCUGUAGACCCAUUGACCCUUGCGCCAAACAAUGAAGACCCGACGACGUCUACGCCAACGACGUCACCCGCAACAACAGAUGCGCCGGACACUGUAGCUCCGUUGACUCCUGCUCCUACGACUUCGCAUCCGACACCGGUGCCGACGACUUCAGCUCCGACCGAUGCGCCGUCUACUGUAGCCCCGUCGACACCAACUCCGAUUGCUGUAGACCCAUUGACCCUUGCGCCAAACAGUGAAGACCCGACGACGUCUACGCCAACGACGUCACCCGCAACAACAGAUGCGCCGGACACUGUAGCUCCGUUGACUCCUGCUCCUACGACUUCGCAUCCGACACCGAUGCCGACGACUUCAGCUCCGACCGAUGCGCCGUCUACUGUAGCCCCGUCGACACCAACUUCGAUUGCUGUAGACCCAUUGACCCUUGCGCCAAACAAUGAAGACCCGACGACGUCUACGCCAACGACGUCACCCGCAACAACAGAUGCGCCGGACACUGUAGCUCCGUUGACUCCUGCUCCUACGACUUCGCAUCCGACACCGAUGCCGACGACUUCAGCUCCGACCGAUGCGCCGUCUACUGUAGCCCCGUCGACACCGACUUCGACUGCUGUAGACCCAUUGACCCUUGCGCCAAACAAUGAAGACCCGACGACGUCUACGCCAACGACGUCACCCGCAACAACAGAUGCGCCGGACACUGUAGCUCCGUUGACUCCUGCUCCUACGACUUCGCAUCCGACACCGAUGCCGACGACUUCAGCUCCGACCGAUGCGCCGUCUACUGUAGCCCCGUCGACACCAACUUCGAUUGCUGUAGACCCAUUGACCCUUGCGCCAAACAAUGAAGACCCGACGACGUCUACGCCAACGACGUCACCCGCAACAACAGAUGCGUCGGACACUGUAGCUCCGUUGACUCCUGCUCCUACGACUUCGCAUCCGACACCGAUGCCGACGACUUCAGCUCCGACCGAUGCGCCGUCUACUGUAGCCCCGUCGACACCGACUCCGACUGCUGUAGACCCAUUGACCCUUGCGCCAAACAGUGAAGACCCGACGACGUCUACGCCAACGACGUCACCCGCAACAACAGAUGCGCCGGACACUGUAGCUCCGUUGACUCCUGCUCCUACGACUUCGCAUCCGACACCGAUGCCGACGACUUCAGCUCCGACCGAUGCGCCGUCUACUGUAGCCCCGUCGACACCAACUUCGAUUGCUGUAGACCCAUUGACCCUUGCGCCAAACAGUGAAGACCCGACGACGUCUACGCCAACGACGUCACCCGCAACAACAGAUGCGUCGGACACUGUAGCUCCGUUGACUCCUGCUCCUACGACUUCGCAUCCGACACCGGUGCCGACGACUUCAGCUCCGACCGAUGCGCCGUCUACUGUAGCCCCGUCGACACCGGCUCCGACUGCUGUAGACCCAUUGACCCUUGCGCCAAACAAUGAAGACCCGACGACGUCUACGCCAACGACGUCACCCGCAACAACAGAUGCGUCGGACACUGUAGCUCCGUUGACUCCUGCUCCUACGACUUUGCAUCCGACACCGAUGCCGACGACUUCAGCUCCGACCGAUGCGCCGUCUACUGUAGCCCCGUCGACACCAACUUCGAUUGCUGUAGACCCAUUGACCCUUGCGCCAAACAAUGAAGACCCGACGACGUCUACGCCAACGACGUCACCCGCAACAACAGAUGCGUCGGACACUGUAGCUCCGUUGACUCCUGCUCCUACGACUUCGCAUCCGACACCGGUGCCGACGACUUCAGCUCCGACCGAUGCGCCGUCUACUGUAGCCCCGUCGACACCAACUUCGAUUGCUGUAGACCCAUUGACCCUUGCGCCAAACAGUGAAGACCCGACGACGUCUACGCCAACGACGUCACCCGCAACAACAGAUGCGCCGGACACUGUAGCUCCGUUGACUCCUGCUCCUACGACUUUGCAUCCGACACCGAUGCCGACGACUUCAGCUCCGACCGAUGCGCCGUCUACUGUAGCCCCGUCGACACCAACUUCGAUUGCUGUAGACCCAUUGACCCUUGCGCCAAACAAUGAAGACCCGACGACGUCUACGCCAACGACGUCACCCGCAACAACAGAUGCGUCGGACACUGUAGCUCCGUUGACUCCUGCUCCUACGACUUCGCAUCCGACACCGGUGCCGACGACUUCAGCUCCGACCGAUGCGCCGUCUACUGUAGCCCCGUCGACACCGACUUCGACUGCUGUAGACCCAUUGACCCUUGCGCCAAACAAUGAAGACCCGACGACGUCUACGCCAACGACGUCACCCGCAACAACAGAUGCGUCGGACACUGUAGCUCCGUUGACUCCUGCUCCUACGACUUCGCAUCCGACACCGAUGCCGACGACUUCAGCUCCGACCGAUGCGCCGUCUACUGUAGCCCCGUCGACACCGACUUCGAUUGCUGUAGACCCAUUGACCCUUGCGCCAAACAGUGAAGACCCGACGACGUCUACGCCAACGACGUCACCCGCAACAACAGAUGCGCCGGACACUGUAGCUCCGUUGACUCCUGCUCCUACGACUUCGCAUCCGACACCGAUGCCGACGACUUCAGCUCCGACCGAUGCGCCGUCUACUGUAGCCCCGUCGACACCGACUCCGACUGCUGUAGACCCAUUGACCCUUGCGCCAAACAGUGAAGACCCGACGACGUCUACGCCAACGACGUCACCCGCAACAACAGAUGCGUCGGACACUGUAGCUCCGUUGACUCCUGCUCCUACGACUUCGCAUCCGACACCGAUGCCGACGACUUCAGCUCCGACCGAUGCGCCGAUUACUGUAGCCCCGUCGACACCAACUUCGAUUGCUGUAGACCCAUUGACCCUUGCGCCAAACAGUGAAGACCCGACGACGUCUACGCCAACGACGUCACCCGCAACAACAGAUGCGCCGGACACUGUAGCUCCGUUGACUCCUGCUCCUACGACUUCGCAUCCGACACCGGUGCCGACGACUUCAGCUCCGACCGAUGCGCCGUCUACUGUAGCCCCGUCGACACCGGCUCCGACUGCUGUAGACCCAUUGACCCUUGCGCCAAACAGUGAAGACCCGACGACGUCUACGCCAACGACGUCACCCGCAACAACAGAUGCGCCGGACACUGUAGCUCCGUUGACUCCUGCUCCUACGACUUCGCAUCCGACACCGAUGCCGACGACUUCAGCUCCGACCGAUGCGCCGUCUACUGUAGCCCCGUCGACACCGACUUCGACUGCUGUAGACCCAUUGACCCUUGCGCCAAACAGUGAAGACCCGACGACGUCUACGCCAACGACGUCACCCGCAACAACAGAUGCGCCGGACACUGUAGCUCCGUUGACUCCUGCUCCUACGACUUCGCAUCCGACACCGAUGCCGACGACUUCAGCUCCGACCGAUGCGCCGACUACUGUAGCCCCGUCGACACCGGCUCCGACUGCUGUAGACCCAUUGACCCUUGCGCCAAACAAUGAAGACCCGACGACGUCUACGCCAACGACGUCACCCGCAACAACAGAUGCGUCGGACACUGUAGCUCCGUUGACUCCUGCUCCUACGACUUCGCAUCCGACACCGGUGCCGACGACUUCAGCUCCGACCGAUGCGCCGUCUACUGUAGCCCCGUCGACACCGACUCCGACUGCUGUAGACCCAUUGACCCUUGCGCCAAACAGUGAAGACCCGACGACGUCUACGCCAACGACGUCACCCGCAACAACAGAUGCGCCGGACACUGUAGCUCCGUUGACUCCUGCUCCUACGACUUCGCAUCCGACACCGAUGCCGACGACUUCAGCUCCGACCGAUGCGCCGUCUACUGUAGCCCCGUCGACACCGACUCCGACUGCUGUAGACCCAUUGACCCUUGCGCCAAACAGUGAAGACCCGACGACGUCUACGCCAACGACGUCACCCGCAACAACAGAUGCGUCGGACACUGUAGCUCCGUUGACUCCUGCUCCUACGACUUCGCAUCCGACACCGGUGCCGACGACUUCAGCUCCGACCGAUGCGCCGUCUACUGUAGCCCCGUCGACACCGGCUCCGACUGCUGUAGACCCAUUGACCCUUGCGCCAAACAGUGAAGACCCGACGACGUCUACGCCAACGACGUCACCCGCAACAACAGAUGCGUCGGACACUGUAGCUCCGUUGACUCCUGCUCCUACGACUUCGCAUCCGACACCGAUGCCGACGACUUCAGCUCCGACCGAUGCGCCGUCUACUGUAGCCCCGUCGACACCGACUCCGACUGCUGUAGACCCAUUGACCCUUGCGCCAAACAGUGAAGACCCGACGACGUCUACGCCAACGACGUCACCCGCAACAACAGAUGCGUCGGACACUGUAGCUCCGUUGACUCCUGCUCCUACGACUUCGCAUCCGACACCGGUGCCGACGACUUCAGCUCCGACCGAUGCGCCGUCUACUGUAGCCCCGUCGACACCGGCUCCGACUGCUGUAGACCCAUUGACCCUUGCGCCAAACAGUGAAGACCCGACGACGUCUACGCCAACGACGUCACCCGCAACAACAGAUGCGCCGGACACUGUAGCUCCGUUGACUCCUGCUCCUACGACUUCGCAUCCGACACCGGUGCCGACGACUUCAGCUCCGACCGAUGCGCCGUCUACUGUAGCCCCGUCGACACCGACUCCGACUGCUGUAGACCCAUUGACCCUUGCGCCAAACAGUGAAGACCCGACGACGUCUACGCCAACGACGUCACCCGCAACAACAGAUGCGCCGGACACUGUAGCUCCGUUGACUCCUGCUCCUACGACUUCGCAUCCGACACCGGUGCCGACGACUUCAGAUCCGACCGAUGCGCCGUCUACUGUAGCCCCGUCGACACCGGCUCCGACUGCUGUAGACCCAUUGACCCUUGCGCCAAACAGUGAAGACCCGACGACGUCUACGCCAACGACGUCACCCGCAACAACAGAUGUGUCGGACACUGUAGCUCCGUUGACUCCUGCUCCUACGACUUCGCAUCCGACACCGAUGCCGACGACUUCAGCUCCGACCGAUGCGCCGUCUACUGUAGCCCCGUCGACACCGACUCCGACUGCUGUAGACCCAUUGACCCUUGCGCCAAACAGUGAAGACCCGACGACGUCUACGCCAACGACGUCACCCGCAACAACAGAUGCGUCGGACACUGUAGCUCCGUUGACUCCUGCUCCUACGACUUCGCAUCCGACACCGAUGCCGACGACUUCAGAUCCGACCGAUGCGCCGUCUACUGUAGCCCCGUCGACACCGGCUCCGACUGCUGUAGACCCAUUGACCCUUGCGCCAAACAAUGAAGACCCGACGACGUCUACGCCAACGACGUCACCCGCAACAACAGAUGCGUCGGACACUGUAGCUCCGUUGACUCCUGCUCCUACGACUUCGCAUCCGACACCGAUGCCGACGACUUCAGCUCCGACCGAUGCGCCGUCUACUGUAGCCCCGUCGACACCAACUCCGACUGCUGUAGACCCAUUGACCCUUGCGCCAAACAGUGAAGACCCGACGACGUCUACGCCAACGACGUCACCCGCAACAACAGAUGCGUCGGACACUGUAGCUCCGUUGACUCCUGCUCCUACGACUUUGCAUCCGACACCGAUGCCGACGACUUCAGCUCCGACCGAUGCGCCGUCUACUGUAGCCCCGUCGACACCGACUCCGACUGCUGUAGACCCAUUGACCCUUGCGCCAAACAGUGAAGACCCGACGACGUCUACGCCAACGACGUCACCCGCAACAACAGAUGCGCCGGACACUGUAGCUCCGUUGACUCCUGCUCCUACGACUUUGCAUCCGACACCGAUGCCGACGACUUCAGCUCCGACCGAUGCGCCGUCUACUGUAGCCCCGUCGACACCGACUCCGACUGCUGUAGACCCAUUGACCCUUGCGCCAAACAGUGAAGACCCGACGACGUCUACGCCAACGACGUCACCCGCAACAACAGAUGCGCCGGACACUGUAGCUCCGUUGACUCCUGCUCCUACGACUUCGCAUCCGACACCGAUGCCGACGACUUCAGCUCCGACCGAUGCGCCGUCUACUGUAGCCCCGUCGACACCGACUCCGACUGCUGUAGACCCAUUGACCCUUGCGCCAAACAGUGAAGACCCGACGACGUCUACGCCAACGACGUCACCCGCAACAACAGAUGCGUCGGACACUGUAGCUCCGUUGACUCCUGCUCCUACGACUUUGCAUCCGACACCGGUGCCGACGACUUCAGCUCCGACCGAUGCGCCGUCUACUGUAGCCCCGUCGACACCGACUCCGACUGCUGUAGACCCAUUGACCCUUGCGCCAAACAGUGAAGACCCGACGACGUCUACGCCAACGACGUCACCCGCAACAACAGAUGCGCCGGACACUGUAGCUCCGUUGACUCCUGCUCCUACGACUUUGCAUCCGACACCGAUGCCGACGACUUCAGCUCCGACCGAUGCGCCGACUACUGUAGCCCCGUCGACACCGGCUCCGACUGCUGUAGACCCAUUGACCCUUGCGCCAAACAGUGAAGACCCGACGACGUCUACGCCAACGACGUCACCCGCAACAACAGAUGUGUCGGACACUGUAGCUCCGUUGACUCCUGCUCCUACGACUUCGCAUCCGACACCGAUGCCGACGACUUCAGCUCCGACCGAUGCGCCGUCUACUGUAGCCCCGUCGACACCGGCUCCGACUGCUGUAGACCCAUUGACCCUUGCGCCAAACAGUGAAGACCCGACGACGUCUACGCCAACGACGUCACCCGCAACAACAGAUGCGUCGGACACUGUAGCUCCGUUGACUCCUGCUCCUACGACUUCGCAUCCGACACCGGUGCCGACGACUUCAGCUCCGACCGAUGCGCCGCCUACUGUAGCCCCGUCGACACCGACUCCGACUGCUGUAGACCCAUUGACCCUUGCGCCAAACAGUGAAGACCCGACGACGUCUACGCCAACGACGUCACCCGCAACAACAGAUGCGCCGGACACUGUAGCUCCGUUGACUCCUGCUCCUACGACUUUGCAUCCGACACCGGUGCCGACGACUUCAGCUCCGACCGAUGCGCCGUCUACUGUAGCCCCGUCGACACCGGCUCCGACUGCUGUAGACCCAUUGACCCUUGCGCCAAACAGUGAAGACCCGACGACGUCUACGCCAACGACGUCACCCGCAACAACAGAUGCGUCGGACACUCUCCGACCGAUGCGCCGAUCUACUGUAGCCCCGUCGACACCGGCUCCGACUGCUGUAGACCCAUUGACCCUUGCGCCAAACAGUGAAGACCCGACGACGUCUACGCCAACGACGUCACCCGCAACAACAGAUGUGUCGGACACUGUAGCUCCGUUGACUCCUGCUCCUACGACUUUGCAUCCGACACCGGUGCCGACGACUUCAGCUCCGACCGAUGCGCCGUCUACUGUAGCCCCGUCGACACCGGCUCCGACUGCUGUAGACCCAUUGACCCUUGCGCCAAACAGUGAAGACCCGACGACGUCUACGCCAACGACGUCACCCGCAACAACAGAUGCGUCGGACACUCUCCGACCGAUGCGCCGAUCUACUGUAGCCCCGUCGACACCGACUCCGACUGCUGUAGACCCAUUGACCCUUGCGCCAAACAGUGAAGACCCGACGACGUCUACGCCAACGACGUCACCCGCAACAACAGAUGCGUCGGACACUGUAGCUCCGUUGACUCCUGCUCCUACGACUUCGCAUCCGACACCGGUGCCGACGACUUCAGCUCCGACCGAUGCGCCGCCUACUGUAGCCCCGUCGACACCGACUCCGACUGCUGUAGACCCAUUGACCCUUGCGCCAAACAGUGAAGACCCGACGACGUCUACGCCAACGACGUCACCCGCAACAACAGAUGCGCCGGACACUCUCCGACCGAUGCGCCGAUCUACUGUAGCCCCGUCGACACCGACUCCGACUGCUGUAGACCCAUUGACCCUUGCGCCAAACAGUGAAGACCCGACGACGUCUACGCCAACGACGUCACCCGCAACAACAGAUGCGUCGGACACUGUAGCUCCGUUGACUCCUGCUCCUACGACUUUGCAUCCGACACCGAUGCCGACGACUUCAGAUCCGACCGAUGCGCCGUCUACUGUAGCCCCGUCGACACCGGCUCCGACUGCUGUAGACCCAUUGACCCUUGCGCCAAACAGUGAAGACCCGACGACGUCUACGCCAACGACGUCACCCGCAACAACAGAUGCGUCGGACACUGUAGCUCCGUUGACUCCUGCUCCUACGACUUUGCAUCCGACACCGGUGCCGACGACUUCAGCUCCGACCGAUGCGCCGCCUACUGUAGCCCCGUCGACACCGACUCCGACUGCUGUAGACCCAUUGACCCUUGCGCCAAACAGUGAAGACCCGACGACGUCUACGCCAACGACGUCACCCGCAACAACAGAUGCGUCGGACACUGUAGCUCCGUUGACUCCUGCUCCUACGACUUUGCAUCCGACACCCCGUGAAGACCCGACGACGUCUACGCCAACGACGUCACCCGCAACAACAGAUGCGCCGGACACUGUAGCUCCGUUGACUCCUGCUCCUACGACUUUGCAUCCGACACCGGUGCCGACGACUUCAGCUCCGACCGAUGCGCCGCCUACUGUAGCCCCGUCGACACCGGCUCCGACUGCUGUAGACCCAUUGACCCUUGCGCCAAACAGUGAAGACCCGACGACGUCUACGCCAACGACGUCACCCGCAACAACAGAUGCGCCGGACACUGUAGCUCCGUUGACUCCUGCUCCUACGACUUUGCAUCCGACACCGCCCGACCCAUUGACCCUUGCGCCAAACAGUGAAGACCCGACGACGUCUACGCCAACGACGUCACCCGCAACAACAGAUGCGCCGGACACUGUAGCUCCGUUGACUCCUGCUCCUACGACUUUGCAUCCGACACCGAUGCCGACGACUUCAGCUCCGACCGAUGCGCCGUCUACUGUAGCCCCGUCGACACCGGCUCCGACUGCUGUAGACCCAUUGACCCUUGCGCCAAACAGUGAAGACCCGACGACGUCUACGCCAACGACGUCACCCGCAACAACAGAUGCGCCGGACACUGUAGCUCCGUUGACUCCUGCUCCUACGACUUCGCAUCCGACACCGGUGCCGACGACUUCAGCUCCGACCGAUGCGCCGUCUACUGUAGCCCCGUCGACACCGGCUCCGACUGCUGUAGACCCAUUGACCCUUGCGCCAAACAGUGAAGACCCGACGACGUCUACGCCAACGACGUCACCCGCAACAACAGAUGCGCCGGACACUGUAGCUCCGUUGACUCCUGCUCCUACGACUUCGCAUCCGACACCGGUGCCGACGACUUCAGCUCCGACCGAUGCGCCGCCUACUGUAGCCCCGUCGACACCGGCUCCGACUGCUGUAGACCCAUUGACCCUUGCGCCAAACAGUGAAGACCCGACGACGUCUACGCCAACGACGUCACCCGCAACAACAGAUGCGCCGGACACUGUAGCUCCGUUGACUCCUGCUCCUACGACUUCGCAUCCGACACCGGUGCCGACGACUUCAGCUCCGACCGAUGCGCCGCCUACUGUAGCCCCGUCGACACCGGCUCCGACUGCUGUAGACCCAUUGACCCUUGCGCCAAACAGUGAAGACCCGACGACGUCUACGCCAACGACGUCACCCGCAACAACAGAUGCGCCGGACACUGUAGCUCCGUUGACUCCUGCUCCUACGACUUCGCAUCCGACACCGGUGCCGACGACUUCAGCUCCGACCGAUGCGCCGCCUACUGUAGCCCCGUCGACACCGACUCCGACUGCUGUAGACCCAUUGACCCUUGCGCCAAACAGUGAAGACCCGACGACGUCUACGCCAACGACGUCACCCGCAACAACAGAUGCGCCGGACACUGUAGCUCCGUUGACUCCUGCUCCUACGACUUCGCAUCCGACACCGAUGCCGACGACUUCAGAUCCGACCGAUGCGCCGCCUACUGUAGCCCCGUCGACACCGGCUCCGACUGCUGUAGACCCAUUGACCCUUGCGCCAAACAGUGAAGACCCGACGACGUCUACGCCAACGACGUCACCCGCAACAACAGAUGCGCCGGACACUGUAGCUCCGUUGACUCCUGCUCCUACGACUUCGCAUCCGACACCGGUGCCGACGACUUCAGCUCCGACCGAUGCGCCGACUACUGUAGCCCCGUCGACACCGGCUCCGACUGCUGUAGACCCAUUGACCCUUGCGCCAAACAGUGAAGACCCGACGACGUCUACGCCAACGACGUCACCCGCAACAACAGAUGCGUCGGACACUGUAGCUCCGUUGACUCCUGCUCCUACGACUUUGCAUCCGACACCGAUGCCGACGACUUCAGAUCCGACCGAUGCGCCGCCUACUGUAGCCCCGUCGACACCGACUCCGACUGCUGUAGACCCAUUGACCCUUGCGCCAAACAGUGAAGACCCGACGACGUCUACGCCAACGACGUCACCCGCAACAACAGAUGCGCCGGACACUGUAGCUCCGUUGACUCCUGCUCCUACGACUUUGCAUCCGACACCGGUGCCGACGACUUCAGCUCCGACCGAUGCGCCGCCUACUGUAGCCCCGUCGACACCGACUCCGACUGCUGUAGACCCAUUGACCCUUGCGCCAAACAGUGAAGACCCGACGACGUCUACGCCAACGACGUCACCCGCAACAACAGAUGCGCCGGACACUGUAGCUCCGUUGACUCCUGCUCCUACGACUUCGCAUCCGACACCGGUGCCGACGACUUCAGCUCCGACCGAUGCGCCGCCUACUGUAGCCCCGUCGACACCGGCUCCGACUGCUGUAGACCCAUUGACCCUUGCGCCAAACAGUGAAGACCCGACGACGUCUACGCCAACGACGUCACCCGCAACAACAGAUGCGCCGGACACUGUAGCUCCGUUGACUCCUGCUCCUACGACUUCGCAUCCGACACCGGUGCCGACGACUUCAGCUCCGACCGAUGCGCCGUCUACUGUAGCCCCGUCGACACCGGCUCCGACUGCUGUAGACCCAUUGACCCUUGCGCCAAACAGUGAAGACCCGACGACGUCUACGCCAACGACGUCACCCGCAACAACAGAUGCGCCGGACACUGUAGCUCCGUUGACUCCUGCUCCUACGACUUCGCAUCCGACACCGGUGCCGACGACUUCAGAUCCGACCGAUGCGCCGACUACUGUAGCCCCGUCGACACCGGCUCCGACUGCUGUAGACCCAUUGACCCUUGCGCCAAACAGUGAAGACCCGACGACGUCUACGCCAACGACGUCACCCGCAACAACAGAUGCGCCGGACACUGUAGCUCCGUUGACUCCUGCUCCUACGACUUCGCAUCCGACACCGAUGCCGACGACUUCAGAUCCGACCGAUGCGCCGUCUACUGUAGCCCCGUCGACACCGGCUCCGACUGCUGUAGACCCAUUGACCCUUGCGCCAAACAGUGAAGACCCGACGACGUCUCCUAAACCCUAA
Messenger RNA from Peronospora belbahrii, 31536 nucleotides. The record is from the annotation of a GenBank genome assembly. Lineage: Eukaryota; Oomycota; Peronosporomycetes; Peronosporales; Peronosporaceae.